UGGUCUGGCAGUCUCGAGCUUGGAGGCGGAGGCGCGCAGGGCAGCCUGGGUCCAGCCCACACCCCUCACCAGGAGGCACCAUGCUGGGGCUGCUGUUGCUGCUGCUGGCUGGCCAGGCUGCCCUGGAAGCCCGGCAGAGUCGCUGGCGUAGGGAGCUGGCGCCAGGGCUUCACCUGCGGGGCAUCCGGGACGCGGGUGGCCGGUACUGCCAAGAGCAGGACCUGUGCUGCCGUGGCCGCGCUGACGACUGUGCCUUGCCCUACCUGGGAGCCACCUGUUACUGUGACCUCUUCUGCAACCGCACCAUCUCUGACUGCUGCCCUGACUUCUGGGACUUCUGCCUCGGGGUGCCGCCCCCCUUCCCUCCCGUUCAAGGAUGCAUGCAUGCGGGCCGCAUCUACCCAGUCUUCGGAACCUACUGGGACAACUGUAAUCGAUGCACCUGCCAGGAGAAAGGGCAGUGGGAGUGUGACCAGGAGCCAUGUCUAGUGGACCCAGACAUGAUUAAUGCCAUCAACCAAGGCAACUACGGGUGGCGGGCUGGGAACCAUAGUGCCUUCUGGGGCAUGACCCUGGAUGAGGGCAUUCGCUACCGCUUGGGCACAAUCCGUCCAUCUUCCUCCGUCAUGAAUAUGAAUGAGAUUUAUAUGGUGCUGGGCCAAGGGGAAGUGCUACCCACUGCCUUUGAGGCUUCUGAGAAGUGGCCCAACCUGAUCCACGAGCCACUGGACCAGGGCAACUGUGCAGGCUCCUGGGCUUUCUCCACAGCAGCUGUUGCAUCUGACCGGGUCGCCAUUCAUUCUCUGGGACACAUGACACCCAUCCUGUCACCGCAGAACCUUCUGUCCUGUGACACCCACCACCAGAAGGGCUGCAGAGGUGGGCGUCUCGAUGGUGCUUGGUGGUUCCUGCGGCGCCGAGGGGUGGUGUCUGACAACUGUUACCCAUUCUCGGGCCGUGAGCAGAACGAGGCCGGCCCUGCCCCUCGAUGUAUGAUGCACAGCCGCCCCAUGGGACGGGGCAAGCGCCAGGCCACUUCCCGAUGCCCCAAUGGUCAGGUUGAUUCCAAUGACAUCUACCAGGUCACGCCCGCCUACCGCCUGGGCUCUGAUGAGAAGGAGAUCAUGAAGGAGCUGAUGGAGAACGGCCCUGUUCAAGCACUCAUGGAGGUGCAUGAGGACUUCUUCUUAUACCAGAGUGGCAUCUACAGCCACACACCUGUCAGCCAGGGGAGGCCGGAGCAGUACCGCCGACAUGGGACCCACUCGGUCAAGAUCACAGGAUGGGGAGAAGAGACGCUGCCAGAUGGAAGGACCAUCAAGUACUGGACUGCUGCCAACUCGUGGGGCCCAUGGUGGGGCGAGAGGGGCCACUUCCGAAUCGUGCGUGGUACCAAUGAGUGUGACAUCGAGAGCUUCGUGCUGGGUGUCUGGGGCCGAGUGGGGAUGGAGGACAUGGGGCACCACUGAGCCGCAGCUGCUAGGCUAGGCAGGAUCCGCAGCCACAGAAGAGGCCUCGGGGGGCCAUCCCGAUGAAGCCUCGGGUGCAGUCGGGGGAGCAGGUGCUAAUCCUCACACACACACAGACCCGCUAACGCAGCACCCCAACUUCGAGCCAUAGACACGUGGGGCUGGUGGAGCCCCUAGACAUCACAGCGGGAACUGGAAAGGGCCUGGCUUGGAAACGAAACGGCAGGGAGCAGAGAUACCAGGACCCUGGUCCCCCAGCCCAAGACCACAGGAGCUAAAACACCCCAGUUUCCAUUCUCCUGCCCAACCCCAUCAUUCCCAUCCUCUUGUUCUUUUCGGUUGACUCUGCCCAUCUUCCUGGCCUCCAUUCCUGCUGUACCUUUCCAUCCCCAGUCCUGUUUUUCUUUAUUCUUUAAAAGAUAUUUAUUUUUCUUUUCGCUGUUUUAAAAUAAAACCAAAGUAUUGAUAUUUACA
Molecule: messenger RNA, 1943 nt
Organism: Psammomys obesus (fat sand rat)
Lineage: Eukaryota; Metazoa; Chordata; Mammalia; Rodentia; Muridae
Gene: Tinagl1
Product: tubulointerstitial nephritis antigen like 1
Exons: 12
Coding region: 81-1469 (462 amino acids)
Biological process (GO): proteolysis
Cellular component (GO): lysosome
Molecular function (GO): cysteine-type peptidase activity
Source: RefSeq, a predicted model, not a curated record